AAAAUGUAGUUUAAAAUAUUAAUGGUAAAUUUAAAAUACAUUCAAAAUGCAAUUUGUCACACUAGAUCAUACCCAUCUUUAGAAAAAAAAAAGUUAAUUAAGUAGAAAUAGAUAGUGGAAAUGACACUGUGUAUUUUAAAAUAUAAAUGAAAAUUUAGGAUAAUCCAAGCAAUGUUUAUGUGGCUAUAAAGUAUAUUCCUUACUACCUUAUGCAUAGUAAAGGUUACUGAUAGAAUUAACUGACAACAGUUACUUUUAAAACAAGAAUAAUAUUAAGAGCGAUUGAAAGGUUAUAUUUAAUUUAAUGGACAAUAGGCAAUGUAAGCAUAUAUAUUUUGCUGUAAAUUGACUGGCAGAUGUUUUUCAGUAAAGGAAACGAUCCCACGUGUGCUUUCUCUAUAUCACUACUUUGAUUUAGUCCAUCAUUAACAAUACUUUUUCUGGGAUUUCAUCUCAGGGUGAAAACUGAGAUAAAUUUUAUGUGUAUAAUACUGUAAGCUAUAAUAAAUAUAACUGUAAGCUUUGUAAUCUUGUUUUAAAAACUGUAGUUGUAUUACGAUAAAACAUUAAUAAACUAUGUUAAAUAUUGUUUUCUCAACAUUCUAUUAGCAAAAUAGAAUAUGGAUAUAACCCUCUCGAGCAAAUAACCCUUUUCCUUCCUUUGUAAUGAUCCGGUAUUUCUCAAGUGUGUACUGCAUAAAGUAAAAAUAUAUAUUGACAUAUGAAUUAAUUCAGUUGUACAUAAAAUCACCUCUGAUUUCUUAACUAAUUUUUUUAAAGGAUUAAAACAUAACCGCUGUACGCCAUAAAAGGAUCCGAUCCGAACAAGUAUGGCUGGAGUAGCGCGUGCGCGCGCUAUUACCAGCUCAUGAGGAGAGCCAGUAGGCACAUGACGGUAGAAAGUCUGACGUGGUAGGAGUUAAGAGAAUGAGGUGAAGGCGAGCAAGAUGCCGCAAGCCUAGGAAUUAGGCCAGACAAGAAGACGCCCCGCUGACGGAGCAGUACAAGGUAAAGCAAUCAUGAGUUUUUAUGAUAAGCUAUUGUGAGAAUAUACUAAAUGACAGAACGAGUUUGUAGGAAUACAAACUCUCAAAAGCAUACAUUUGCAGACAUAGAGUUACAGUGAGAAAAGUGCAGUUUGCAUGAUCAGAUAUCAUAUAAAAGUUUCGAUGAAAUAAUGAAAAAAAGUAUUCAUAAAAGCUAUACACAAUAUAUACAACUAUAUACAGGAAUAUUCUACAUUAUGUAGGAAAGUUCAGAUCUCUGGCUAGGUGGGCUGCCAGCGGUCGUAACUCUUUGUCUUCCAGUAGUGGAAUGUAGUCAAAUACAUGUAAUUUUGACAUGUGAGGGCAUGUAACUGCUUUCUGGAAAAAGCUGGAGUUUAAGCGAUGAAGAUGCUCUAUUACAAUUUCAAUUUUCAAAUCCUUGUGUAAAGUCCUAUCAGAUACGAAACAAUGCGCAUUCGUGAAGGUGCGCAGCAACUUGUUCUGUGUAAUUUGUAAUUUAGACAUGUCCCUGUCUCUAACUGAUGCCCACGCAGGAGAAGCAUACGUGAAGAUUGGCGCGCCAUAAAAGGUUUUUUAUUACAACGGCUCGAGAAGCUUUACUACCACGUGACAAAACAAAUGACGUCGAAAGCUCUAUGUUACGUCUAUAUUCUUCUAACCAAUAGCAGCGAAGCAGCUAUCACAGCAGGAGGUACAGCGAGUACGUUUUAGGAACAUGCGAGCGCACCUUCCACGUUUCCGAAAUAUCAGCAGAUUAGCGCUAUUCUAACCUGAUUUCUUCCGUAAACAUAGUUUUUAUAUGUAAAGCAAUAUGCAUUACCUUUUUGUGGUACGUGCGAAGCCUAGUGAAAACUUUAGAAACUAAUCUAACAAAUAAUAUGCUGUGAUAUUUUAUUAAAUAGUAAAUUCUUUUCGAAUUUAUUCUCAUUAUAUCAUAAACCAUUUUAGAGCUAAGUGAUAAUAUUUAAAAAGUCUAUUUAUGAGAAGCAUUCCUUUAUUUACAGAGUUAACUGAUGAGUGAUACCAAAAGACUAUAUAAAGAAUUUUAUGUAUGUGAAGUUUAUUACAAAUUUUUGUGUAAGCUAGAGAGACAUGUUUGCACAUACAGAAGAGAAACAUCAUGCAACUGAUACGGAUACUAACCUGUCAGCCCCAAAAUCUCCAUUACAAGCACAUCUGCUUACCUACAGUAGGGAUGUGUCUAAUGUGUGUAAUGUAUGUAACCACUCGUUUACGAGAAAAAUUCACUUAGUGUCACAUAUGGCUAUCCAUACAGGAGAAAAACCUUAUACUUGUGAUGUAUGUGGCAGGUCAUUUACACAUAAGAAGAAUUUAGUAAAUCAUAUGCUUACCCAUACAGGAGAGAAACUUCACGUAUGUGGUACUUGUAACAAGUCUUUCUCAAGGAAACAGGUUUUAAUGGCACAUCUGCGUAUCCACACUGGAGAGAAGCCUUAUGCCUGUACAGUUUGUAAUAAAUCAUUUACGCAAAGAUCUGAUUUACAAUCACAUUUGCGAAUUCACACAGGAGAGAAGCCUUAUGUAUGUGAUAUGUGUAACAAGUCAUAUCGACAAAAGCAAGCAUUAACAGAGCACUUGCGUAAUCAUACAGGAGAGAAACCUCAUGUAUGCGAUGUGUGUAAUAGCUUAUUUACGAGAAAGCAACGUCUAAUAGCACAUAUGCGGAUUCACACAGGGGAUAGACCUUUUGUAUGUGAUGUAUGUAGCAAGUCAUUUCUUCAAAAACAUGAUUUAGUGGUGCAUACACGUAUCCAUACGGGAGAGAAACCCUAUCUUUGUGAUAUAUGUAGCCAAUCAUUCAGACGAAGGCAACAUUUAAAAGACCAUAAGCGUAUCCAUACUGGAGAAAAACCAUAUGUAUGCAAGAUUUGUAACAUCUCAUUUUCAAGAACACAUGAUUUAAAGGUGCAUCAACGUAUUCACACAGGAGAAGAACCUUAUGUAUGUAAUAUAUGUAACAAAUCUUUCAACUAUAGGUGUAAUUUAAUGACACAUUUGCAGAUCCAUACAAAGCAUUAGCUUUAUGCAUAAAACAAACUAUUUGUAAGUUUUUUUUUAUACCACUGGGUAUUCACACCAAUGAAAAGCCUUUGCAGAUACAUGCAACAGUUUGUUAUUGAAAGACAAGAAGGCAGAUUUUCUACUUUCAGUUGUGUUAAAAAUAUUACAGAAAUCUUAACAUGUACAUAGGUUACUUGUUGGUGCAUAGGCUACCAAGUUGCCAAAGCUGCAACCAUUUGGUCAUUUGCAUAAAGACUUGUUGAUGGAAAAUGACAGUGCUGCUGUAUGAAGUUUUUCAUUUUUUUUAAUUACUUUAUGUUUCUGGUUUAUGGAUUGAGUUUUAAGGAGGAAAUGCUUUGUUACUUUUUUAUUAUCUCCAAACCCACUGAAAGUCACAAGAAAGUACUGAUGAAGCAAUGCAUCAUGUCAUUAUAAAGUAUUUAUGUAAUAAUAGCCUAUAUAUAUGGCUUACAUGCCUGUAGAAGGCUUUUCAAUUUUGUGGAUAUUUUUGCUGGUGUGACUGCAGAUUAUGAAUGGUCUAAUGGGAAUUUAAUCUCUGGUGAAAUUUUUUAUAUGUUUUUCUCCAUGCAUAGAGCAUAAUGUGACUCGCAUAAAGUCAUCAUGCUCAUUCUUUUUUCCUUCUCAUUUUAGGGUUUUAGUGCUAAGUUUGUGUAGUUUACUUCCCUCUUCCAGCAAAUACAGAUUGCUGUAAACAUGGACAGCAAAAUAAUGCAAUGCAGAAAGGUAGGAAGUGUACGUAUCUUCUAUGGGAAAUUAAGAAUGUAAUAAAAUAGGCGGCACUGGAUGCAUCGUUGAAAUAGAUAUAAAGAUACCCAAACAAAUAUUUCUCUCCAUUUAGGAGACAAGCCUUAUUUAUUUAUUUAUGUUAUGCUUGUAGCAAGUCAUUAACACAAAAGUAGCAUUUAUUAGGGGCAUAUACAUUUUCACACAGGAAAACCUUUUAUAUGUUUUACUAUCACUGCACAACCUUAUGUAUGUGCUUCUCCUCGCUCUUUGCUCAUGUGUGUGAUAUAUGGAACAAAUUAUUUACAUAAAAGAAGGGUUUAGUUAACAAAUAUACAUAUUCACACCGGAGAGAUGUCCAAAAUUGUUCAUGCGAUGGCAAAAUUUAAUAACGCAAAUCCUUAUUUAACGUACUUAUUUAACAAGACAAACUUAUUGUAUGCAAUAGAUGCAACAAACCAAUCAGCUAGAAGCAGGAUUUGUAGUAUAUUCACACUAAACAUAAGCUUCUUUAAUAUAUUGUAUAAAUCAAGCAUUGUUGUACAGUUUCUGUCAUGAAAGAGAUAGGUUUCUGUUAAGGAAUUUUUAAGUGAACUGUCUGAUGUAAUAGUGAGAUAAGCCUUAUCUAGAGAGUUUUAAUUACUGGAAAUAAAACUUGAAAUCAGCAACAAAUGUUCUAUAGCUCUGUUUAUUGAGAAACACCAUGUAUGUGGUAAAUACGUCAAGUUUUUCACACACAUAAAAAACAGCUCUUAGUAGUAGAUAUGAUGUUCAGUUAUGAGAAGUAUCACAUAUGAGAUAUGAAAAAUACAAUAUGUGAAAACAAAAUUGUUAAUUAUGACUCUAUUUCUAUGUUCUUGUAGAAGAGAGACUUGAUACUUGUAUAUGUUGCAUUUGAUGCUCAUCACAAUGAUCUCUUUCAUGCUGAAUUAAAAUGGGAAAAUCAAUAAAAUUGCUUAUCAGGUGUAA
This is a messenger RNA of Stegodyphus dumicola, 4742 nucleotides long. RefSeq lists its product as uncharacterized. Gene Ontology annotation, biological process: regulation of transcription by RNA polymerase II; embryo development. NCBI's taxonomy places the organism in Eukaryota, Metazoa, Arthropoda, Arachnida, Araneae, Eresidae. The record is from RefSeq and is a predicted model, not a curated record. Gene Ontology annotation, molecular function: RNA polymerase II transcription regulatory region sequence-specific DNA binding; DNA-binding transcription factor activity, RNA polymerase II-specific. Gene Ontology annotation, cellular component: nucleus.